This is a messenger RNA of Guillardia theta CCMP2712, 1128 nucleotides long. RefSeq lists its product as hypothetical. Bases 1 to 1128 code for a protein of 375 amino acids. The record is from RefSeq and is a predicted model, not a curated record. The transcript is spliced from 4 exons. Lineage: Eukaryota; Cryptophyceae; Pyrenomonadales; Geminigeraceae.
AUGUCAAGGGCCAGGUCGAUUGCACACGAUUUGAACACCAAGCAGCUAUCCCGAUUGUUGAAUAGCCUGAUGAGUCUGUCGCGGGUCGGGUUUGACAACAUGCGAAUCAUAUUGGAGAUCACGAGGCUCUUGAGCAAGAGCUUGUACGAGCUCACAGCCAAGAGAGCGGCAAGGACUUUCCAUUCUAUCGCAAAGCUGGGAGUCCCGGAUAAGAUCUCAAUCAACGUCUGUGCGUCCCUUGUGCUGAGAGAGAAGAGUUUCAGGAGGGUGGACGUGGCGGGCCUGUCGCAACUGGUAGAGGGAGCAGGAUACUUGAGUACGAGGAGGUCAUGCCAGAAGGUUGUGAUCGUCAUGGUUGAGAAGAUUCUGAAGACGCUCAACUCCAACUCCACCAAGAAAGGGCUACUGACGGCCAAGGAUUGGUUCAGAUUGCUGAUGGGUCUGGGAAGGCUGAGAUUUCGAGGGGAGGACUCGACCUUGCAGUCUCUGAUAGAUCAUUUCGGUCAUCAAGAUCAACUCUUGGAAGCAUACAAACCCUGGGAAAUCGCUCAUAUUUGCUGGUCUUUAACAAGUCUUGGUUGUCAGGAGCGCUGGAUCGUUCAAGCGCUGGCCAAGAGGUUUUGUCAGGAUGUCGACAUGGCGAAUUUGCAAGGAGCGGUGUUUGUGCUAUGGUCGAUGGGAGUUCUUGGUGUGGAGGAUGAUGCAGUGUUGGAGAAGCUCUCUCGCAUUAUCUGUUCAAAGGCUUCUCGACUAACGGCUCACAACCUGGUCCACUGUGUCGCAGCCUUCCACAAGCUCUCGACGGUCAGGAAGGACGAGGAUGCAGAGCUGACCAUCGACCGACCGGUGCUUGAAGCUCUGAAAGAUUUUCCGACAUGGAGGAAUUCAUCCUUUACGUUCGAUGAGAAAUCUGAUGUCAGAAUCUUUCAAGCUUACAAAACGAAAGCUGUCCUUGCAAGCCGACUUGUUCGGAAAUGUUUGUCCGAUGAUGGAUUGAUGGUUGUGCUGAUGAUGAAGAUGUCGGUGACAUCUUUUGUCAUAAGAUCGCAAGUUGCAUCAAGGAGAAAUGAUUUGCGUCUACGCGAGCCCGAAGCGUUUUUCUGCUGCAUCCAAGACAAAUUGGACUGA